This is a messenger RNA of Aureobasidium vineae, 1293 nucleotides long. The record is from the annotation of a GenBank genome assembly. Lineage: Eukaryota; Fungi; Ascomycota; Dothideomycetes; Dothideales; Saccotheciaceae.
AUGUCGGACUCGGUGCUCAAAGCGAUCUUCUAUGCGAGGUUUCACGAGGAGAAAGGUCCCACAGUCUUACACCAGGUCCCUGAAGGCAGUGUCAUCCCUCUAGCAAACGCAACCCAACAGCCUCUUUUCCACUUCCCCAGCGUAUCCAACCACAUCAUUCCUCGCCGCGAAUUCUGCGAUCGCCCAUUGAGUCUGCUGGCUUCUCACCACCGCAUCAUUGGCUUUCCCGUCUGUAUACACAAUCCGGUUUUGUACCCACGCUCUGAUUUCAUCUUCAACUUUUGUCUUGUGGUUGAUGAGAAGGCGGAAUGGGGUGCUUAUGCUAGUGUGUUGUUCCCCACGAGGUCACCGCCGCCACCGAUACAGAUCUAUCAUGUUCCGCUGAGCACUGUUCGCUUCAGUAGCUUGCAGACGAAUACUUGGGAUCUUACUGUUCAGCGAAUCAUACCGUAUAUCGAUGGUAUCAAUUCUGUUCAGAAGAUUGCCGUCUUGGCCGACACAGAUUUGACACUCACUCGACGAGCAUUAGCCCAUCUGCUAUACUACGGCUGCAUCUUGAUGCUAAACACAUUCCACUUUGGAGCCAUUUACGCCCCAACAGCCGAGAUUGGCGUCUUCGUCGAGGACACAAAGAUGCAAGAUGAGUGUAGACGAUACAUCGUAACACCACACUCACCCUUCAAAACCAGCAUCACCGGUUCUUCUCCCAACACAAACGCACCCCAAGCACCUUCUUCCUCCUUCAAUCCCUCCACCAGCUUCCUCGCCAACAGAAACCACAAAAGCAGCAAUUUGAAUCCUUCCUCGUCAGUCAAUACACCCCACCCACCCUCACGAGCAACAGUACUCCAUCUCUACGCGUCUUUACGUCAAGGCCUUCCGUUGCGUGACUGGUGUCUCGCUCACGCUGCCUCUCUCGCUUACAUCGAUACCCGCCGCUUUAUCACUUUCGGCAUUAUCAAAGGCUUCCUCUACCGCAGCCACCGCUACGCCAUCGCCCUCCGUGCAGCAGAUACCGCCGCUGACGCAGCAGUCGCAGAAGAAGCCCUGCGCUCCCGCCGCGAAGCAGAAAAAACAUGGCGUAAAGCUGCUAUGAGCAGUGGAUGGCGCACCCCUGUUGCUUCACACGCCGAACCUGCUCUAGAUGGUGGGUUUGGGGGUGUGGUUGUCCGGGUCAAAAAGGAAGUAGAUGGUGAUGAUGAGGAAGUUGCUGCUGCGGAAGCUAAGAAAGAGGAAGAAGAGAAGAGUAAGAUGCUCAUAACAGCGUACUCCUUUGCCCUGAACGCCCAGUGA